Molecule: messenger RNA, 2079 nt
Organism: Fonticula alba
Lineage: Eukaryota; Rotosphaerida; Fonticulaceae
Product: alpha-enolase
Exons: 6
Coding region: 26-1354 (442 amino acids)
Biological process (GO): glycolytic process
Cellular component (GO): phosphopyruvate hydratase complex
Molecular function (GO): magnesium ion binding; phosphopyruvate hydratase activity
Source: RefSeq, a predicted model, not a curated record
CCCCCCCCCGACACACAUACACACCAUGACCAUCAAGUCCAUCAAGGCCCGCAUGAUCCUCGACAGCCGUGGUAACCCCACUGUCGAGGUCGACGUCACCACCGACCUGGGCCUCUUCCGCGCGGCUGUCCCCUCUGGUGCCUCGACCGGUGCCCACGAGGCCCUGGAGCUGCGUGACGGCGACAAGACCAAGUACGGCGGCAAGGGCGUCAACAAGGCCAUCAGCAAUGUCAACGACAUCAUCGCCCCGGCGGUCAUCUCCUCCGGCCUCUGCCCCACCAAUCAGACCGGCAUCGAUGAGCUGAUGCUGGCCCUGGAUGGCACUGAGAACAAGGCCAAGCUCGGUGCCAAUGCCAUCCUCGGUGUUUCUCUGGCCGUGGCCAAGGCUGGCGCUGCCAAGAAGCGCGUCCCCCUGUACCGCCACAUCGCCGACCUGGCCGGCCGCUCCGAGGUCCUCCUGCCGGUCCCCUCCUUCAACGUCAUCAACGGUGGCUCGCACGCCGGCAACAAGCUCGCCAUGCAGGAGUUCAUGAUUCUGCCGGUUGGCGCGCCCAACUUCUCCGAGGCCAUGCGCUACGGUACCGAGGUGUACCACACCCUGCGCAAGGUCAUCCUCGAGAAGUACGGCCAGGAUGCCACCAACGUCGGCGAUGAGGGCGGCUUCGCCCCCAACAUCCAGGACAACCGCGAGGGUCUGGAGCUCCUGGUUGAGGCCAUCUCCCGUGCCGGGUACACCGGCAAGGUUGUCAUUGCCAUGGAUGUCGCCGCGUCGGAGUUCUUCCAGGAGGGCAAGUACAACCUGGACUUCAAGAACCCGGACGCCCCCAACAAGACCAUCCUCUCCGGCAAGGAGCUGGCCGAUCUGUACCUCUCCUUCAUCAAGGACUAUCCCGUUGUCUCUAUCGAGGACGGCUUCGACGAGGACGACUGGGAGAGCUACGUUCACAUGUCCACCAGCACCGACAUCCAGCUGGUUGGCGAUGACCUGCUGGUGACCAACCCCAAGCGGAUUGCCACUGCCAUCGAGAAGCGCGCCUGCAAUGCCCUCCUGCUGAAGGUCAACCAGAUUGGCUCCCUGACCGAGUCCAUUGGCGCGGCCAAGCUUGCUCAGUCCGCCGGGUGGGGUGUCAUGGUCUCUCAUCGCUCUGGCGAGACCGAGGACUCCUUCAUCGCCGACCUUGUUGUUGGUCUGGGCGCCGGGCAGAUCAAGACCGGUGCCCCCUGCCGCUCUGAGCGCCUGGCCAAGUACAACCAGCUCCUGCGGAUUGAGGCCGAGCUUGCUGAGGCUGGUCUGCCGGUUGUCUACGCUGGCCAGCACUUCCGCACUCCUGACGCUGCCCUUGGCAAGCAGUAAGCCCCCCCUCCCCCCUCCCCAGCCUAGCCCCCAGCUGUCCCUCCUCCUCUCUUUUGGGGAUGCCACGAGGGACGGCGGCGGAGAGGCAGACACCCUUUUCCAAAAAGCCUCUUGUGUUGUCAUGCUCUUCCAUUUUGAGAAUAUAUCAUCUGUAGCUUUCUCUCUCUCUCUCUCUCUCUCUCUCGUUCCGUUUUCCCUCGAAAAAAGCCAAGCUUUGUUCCUCUACCCCCUCAUGUAUGCCGCCCUUUCGGCAGGGAGGAAAACCAAAGACACAUGCACACACCCUGGCUUGGUGUAGCAAGAGCCGGCUUUCGAAAGGGGCGCUGGAGGAUGGAGUGGAGGGCCGACGCCGGAAGAAGAAAGGCGGCGGCUUUCCACUCGAGGACCAAGUCAAGGCCAGGCGGUGGCAGCGGCUUCUCGAUCGCGUGUCUUUUCGAGGGCACAGCCACGGCUGUGUGUGCACGGUGAUGGCCAGCCGGCCGGCUGGCCGGCCGGCCCCCGCAACCUUUUCCCCGCUUCCCCGCCCGCGCCCCCUGAAUGGGACCCGGUUGCCCGGGGUGGAGGGCUGCGUCGAGCGCCUGACCGCACAAAUUAUCACGCCGCCAAACACAUGACCGUUCAAAUGUGACAGGCGGUUCGACCUGUCAUCGGCGGGUCCGAAAUUGAGGGUGUUGGCUUGGGCCCAAAGUUGUGGGUGAAAUGGUGGGUUGUGGCCCUGAUGGCGC